Cucumis melo (muskmelon) is the source of this 2207-nucleotide messenger RNA. RefSeq names its product poly(A)-specific ribonuclease PARN-like. Gene Ontology annotation, cellular component: cytoplasm. NCBI's taxonomy places the organism in Eukaryota, Viridiplantae, Streptophyta, Magnoliopsida, Cucurbitales, Cucurbitaceae. Gene Ontology annotation, molecular function: 3'-5'-RNA exonuclease activity; RNA binding. Bases 154 to 1992 code for a protein of 612 amino acids. The transcript is spliced from 8 exons. The record is from RefSeq and is a predicted model, not a curated record.
AUAAGUCCAAAUCUCAUAACCCAAACCACGAUAGUUAAGCAGACUCACUCUUCAUAGGAGAGUCUUGGUAAAGCUUGCCAUAUGAAACAGAGCUCGCAACUCAUUUCGCCACUUCCGCCAUGAAUUUUGAAUGAGAGCUUAAACGGGAAAACUAUGGCGUCUCGGUUCUCAUAUUUCCAGCUGCACAGACGCCUCUAUACAACAACCACCGAUCAAUGGAGUAUCAAGCAAGUUCGCAAUUCCAACUUCCAUAGCUGCUUGGGGGACCUGAAGAACCACAUCUCCGAUUCCGACUUCAUCGCACUUUCUCUUCAGAGAACGGGUUCUUCUUCUUUCCCUUGGCACCGCCCUCAGCCCUUCGACACUCUCGAUACCGCUUAUUGCAAGGCCAAGUACGCCGCCGAGAAGUUUCAGAUUCUUCAGUUUUCUCUCUGUCCUUUCUCUGUUAGGGAUUCCAAGCUAAUCGCCCAUCCGUACAACUUUCAUUUGUUCCCCAGAGAUGAACUGAACAUUGGGAUGCCAUCUUACAGUUUUUCAUGUCAAGUUUCACAUCUAACAUCCAUAGCUCGUGAAGGUUUUGACUUUGGUGCUUGGGUAUAUGAUGGCAUAUCAUAUUUAUCCAGAGCUCAAGAGUCUAUAGCAAAAGCUCAAAUGGGCUGUCAAACUCUAACACCUAAUACUGACGCUGUGAAAUCUUCUUCUGAACCGUCAGUUUUUGAUACCAUUUUUGUUCAACGGGUUAAAUCACGUGUAAAGAACUGGAAAGAUGCAUAUGAUUCAAGCUCAAAAACAAAUGACGCAUUGCUAAGUACGUUGAAAAAGCUCAUAGUCGGUAUUGAGCAGUAUGGAUCAAGACCAUCUAUUGUUAUAGAUGUUUAUAGCGAACGGCAAACUCUACUUGCAUUAGAGCUGUUGAAGGAAUUUUCUGAUGACGUGGUUCCUGUAGUAAUUUCAGCGAAGAGUGGAGGAACUCAAGCAAUUCGUGCCAUUUUGACAAGCUCAAAAGAAGACAAGAUUCUGCUUGAGAAGGAGCUUCAAAAUCUUGAAGACGAAGAAAACAAGAAAUUUCGUGGUUUUCGAGAGGUGAUAGAGAUGAUUUCUGCUUCACAGAAGCCUAUUGUCUCCUACAGUUCUCUUCAUGAUUUUACAUUUAUUCAUUCUAAAUUCCUUGCUCCCCUGCCUACUAGCAUAGAUGAGUUUGCUUCUUCCUUGCAUUUGGUUUUCCCACGAGUGCUUGAGGUAAAGCAUUUGAUGAGCAAGAUUGGUGGCCUCAGUAAGCCGAUGAGUAUAGCCGCAGCUCUUUCUUACUUGAAAAAACAUUAUUAUGCACCUACUUACUUGGAUAUCCCAAUUGAAGCUCCAGGAAAUGAUCACAAGCCUCAGGGGCAUAAUGCUAUACGGUUAUGCCAUUUGUUUGCCAAAGUCUGCUCUCUACUUAAAAUUGAUCUCAGUGGUGUCCAAUCCAACAACAACGAAUGUUUGGCCUCGAUGCUCGAAAAGUGUUCAAAUGUUUCUUCUUCAUUCUCCCCUUACCACCACGAACCCAAGGAUGAGGACGUUAAGAUCUGGGCACGGGAUGUUAGAAAAGCAAGUUGUAGGCAUUUGGUUUUCUUGUGGGGAUUUAGAGAAGGGAUGACUGCUCCGUUGCUAAAAGCUUCACUUGAAGGAUCCCAUGAAGUUUUCUGUGAAGAGUUUUAUGUUCGAUUUGUGGACAAGAAAUGUGCCAUCAUCGUUUUCUCACAGCCAGGCCUAUCCGAGACCUUCCUUGAUGCAAUAAAUAGUGACUGCAUUGUUGGAUCUUUAAGAGAGAUGGUAUCAGAAGGGCUAAGAGCAACAGGUUAUGAAACUUACAAGAGAAUGUGUAGGUUUGAUUUAUGGGAAGCAGAUUUAGCUGAGUCUUUAGAGAGAGCCAUUUUUGAAGCCGACCCCGAAACCGCUCAGUUAGACAUCAAUUACUCUAAUGAUACCGUCAUUAGUUUGGAUGAUCUUUGAAAGACAUGAUUGAUUGAUAUUUGGCAUCCAUGAUAAAACUUUUUAAGUUUUGGUUCAUUCCUUACAGCAAGCCUUAAAACUUUAUGACGAUGGAAUAUUUUUCUUUCCAUUGUUUUGUACAUACUGUUGGCCAUUUUAGGGCUCUUGCUUGUUGUUUUAAACAGUUUAGAUCACCAAAUUCAUGAAUUAGGUGAGAGAUGAUUUCCAUUUGGUAA